AUGCGGGAGCACAAGAGCGUACUGGACUUUGGCCGAGACUGGAGGGACUGGGAAGUGGACAUUUUUCGGGAUGACGACGUCGUGUCGAAUGCCACGGCGGAAACGGAAACAGGCACCGCGACAAGCAUUGGCGUCGGCAUCGGCAUCGCAGUUGACGAAGAGAGCGUUGAUGACGGCGGGCAGACGCAUACGCCAGCCAGCAGCAGCAGCACAUUGCGGAUACACUCUACGCCAUCGUCUUCUGCGAGGCGGCGAACUGCGCCGGUCCACACUCUCACAGAACCGCGGACACCGUUGCAAUCAAGACCUCAAUCGCAAUGGCAGUGGCAUGAGACGACGAGUUCCAAGGCUGUCAGCGAUGGAUCCCCCGUUUGUGGUGGCUACAGUUGUUAUGGCGCCGGUUGCGCAGCUACCUCUCAUUCUAAUUCCUCCAGCGCUGAAUGCGUCCCUGCGACACCCGAAUCUCCUGUCCGGUUCAGCUACCCCAACCGACGUAGGCCAAAAACAGCCCCCAGUGUGGCCGAGAGCCCCUUGCAGGGGGGUUCACCCAGACCCCCAAGUGAGCCGGGUUCCUUAUUCUCCUUAGCGCGGACCAGUUCCGGGUCCAGGUCCCCAGCCCCAGGGGUUUCUUCCACUCACACUACGCCAAACGCCCUUGGCCUGUACCCGCCCGCCCCAUAUGCAGGAUCAGCGUUAUUAUUUCCAGCGUCAGCUGCUGAUGCGGCACAAGCACAAGCGCAAGCACUACUUGCACCAUCAGCACCAGCACCUGCGCCAGUGCCAGGAACAGUAUCAGCUGCAGGACCAGCGACUGCAGCACCAACAGUACCACCACCGCCGCUUCCUCUUCUUUUCCCUUCACCUCCAACAGCAUCAUCAGCACGCGACCUCCCACCUCCAAUACCCCAGCUGAGACCUCGCUCUCACAAUCCAAUCUUAAUCUCCACCUCCUCGUCAUGCGCCGACCUCAAGCUCUCUGCACGAGCUGACCACGCUCGUUCUCAAAUCAUCACCAAACUCGCCCUCCACCCACUACCGCCAUCACUACCACCCAGCAGCAGCAACGAGUUUGUCGAGGAGGCCGAGUGGGAAACAGACCGUCAGCAACAACAGCAACUCCAAGAAGACGAGGACGAGGAUCGUCGGCACCAGGACCUAGAACAGGAGGACGCUGUCCGUUGGGCCAACGAGGUUGCGCGUCUUGAAGCAGAGACCGAUCGCAUCUUGGCAGAACAGAAGAGGAAGGAUCUCGCUCGACUUCAGGCUCAAUUGGCUGCUGUCCCCGACGCCCCGCCCCGCGUACGAUCGCCUAUUGUCGACAAGUUCGCAUUCUUUCUCAGAAAAGGUCGCAGGUCCGACCCUACCACCCUUUCAAAACCUUCUCCUACAAACUUCCAGCCUCUCCCACCUGAUUAUAGACCAGCCAGUCUCAUGGACCCUACACGCUUUAUCCAAGCCGGCGGCGGUGGCAUUGUGCCCCAGACCGAUGCUCCAAUUACAGCCAGCAACGCUGGUGAGCGCCGAGUGACGAUACGUUGCCUGCAGUCUUCAAUCAGUCUGCCGGUUACCCCCGACACAACCCCAUCGGAUAUUCUGUAUUCGGCUGCCAAUCUCAUGACCCAGAACAUUAACCCAAAAACCAGCAUUGUCGUGGAAUGUUAUUUCGCCUUUGGUCUGGAGCGCCGACUCAGGCGUUAUGAGCGCGUGAGAGACGUCUUGAACUCUUGGGACCGCGACAGCCAGCACUGCCUACUCAUUAUUCCCGGCGACUCUGUCGACAAUAACCCUGACUUGAACAUUGACGUCGUGCCCCGCAGCAUCGACCCCCCACCUGGUCUUGUGAAUUUCUCGCUCUACCAUUCGUCGCGACCAGGCAAAUGGAACAAGCGCUACAUCACAUUGAUGGAAAAUGGACAAGUCUUUUCCGCCAAGAAGAAAGACGCCAAGCUUUCGGACAAGGACUCUGUAUCACUAUGCCAUCUUUCAGAUUUUGAUCUCUACUCAGUCACAGAGAAGGACAUGUUGAAACAGAUCAAAGCACCCAAGUCAAAUACCCUCGCCGUCAAGAGUCAGCAAAAGUCUAGCGUCUUCCAAAACACUGAGAAUUUCAUUCACUUCUUCUCAACAGAUGAUGCUAAAGUUGCAGGCGAAUUCAAGAAAGUUUUGCAUGCAUGGCGCAGUUGGUAUCUGGCCAAUAAGAAGGUCGAUGUGAGCAAGACAAGGAAAACACAACACGGCUCCGGCGACAAGCAGUCUUCCAAGACUACUGGUCUUGCGAGGAGCGGAACUACGCACCGACACAAGGUAUCCGUCGACGAGACCCCUUAUACUAUUGGAACGUUUUCCCCGCUCUUGGACAUGGACCGGUUCGAAAAGCCGAUUGAUGACUUUGGCAAGGACUUGUUGCCAGAGAAGCAAUCAGCACGACAAGCAGAUCACCCUUCUGGAUCCAAACAACACAAGGUCGUCUCCCGGUCGAGGACGACUCCAAAUCUUAGUUCCGCGCACCAGGUGCUGAAGAAGCACUUUGAUCCGUUCUCCAGAGACAAGGAUUUCAAGGCUGGCGGUUUGCUUGGUCGAACGUACGAAGGACGUAAACAGCAGGCAGAGAGGAAUGCGGCAAAUGCUGCUACCGAAGAAUAUUCGCCUGGUAAUCCAUUUACUGGCGGACACUCACUGCUGAACAACUACCCGGAGCCCGAGAGACAGAUGUCGGGACAAACGUCUGGGCUGCCCGAGAGAAGGGGCACUGUUCGCACAUCACGGUCGACGGCGGAGUCCACGACGCAGCCUAGAAGCCGAUCCCGUCCGCCGGUUUCCCUUGCCCCCACAUCAUCACGCCCUAGAACAUCGGAUGGACCAUCACAAGGGAAGCGUGAGAUGCCUCAGCCUCUCGUUGACUUGACGCCAAGGGUUCCCGAUUUGCCCGCCGCCUGGCGAGACGGCCAUGGCCGCGGUGUCAGAGCGCCGAACGGUACUCCCCUUAUUCAAAUGGCAACGGGCUGGGAUAAUGCUCCAGACGCGACGAUGGCACCGCAGCUACCAACAGUUACUCGCAUGGCCACAAACAAAGCGUACCCCCCUCAGCGCAUGGCAUCGCAGUCUGCCGCCACGAGACCCAGGAGUCGCUCCACGGCUGGUAAUGGUGGCACGCCAGUCCGGCGCGUCGUGUCCAAUGAGCAGCCGCCAAUUCCAUCAUUGCCGAGACGCUCAUCAAAGGAGAACGACGAGGACGUUCCCUUGAUUAAUUUUGUGGAUCGCGAAAGAGGGCGCGAUGCUAAGCCGCGCGCAUCACAUGGUCUUGGCCGUAGCGGUACUGUUAGACAUUAA
Colletotrichum truncatum is the source of this 3330-nucleotide messenger RNA. RefSeq lists its product as uncharacterized. The record is from RefSeq and is a predicted model, not a curated record. NCBI's taxonomy places the organism in Eukaryota, Fungi, Ascomycota, Sordariomycetes, Glomerellales, Glomerellaceae.